Plasmodium knowlesi strain H is the source of this 1272-nucleotide messenger RNA. RefSeq names its product DNA repair protein RAD14, putative. Gene Ontology annotation, cellular component: nucleotide-excision repair factor 1 complex. The coding region runs from base 1 to 1272 and encodes 423 amino acids. The transcript has a single exon. The record is from RefSeq and is a predicted model, not a curated record. Gene Ontology annotation, biological process: base-excision repair; UV-damage excision repair; nucleotide-excision repair, DNA damage recognition. NCBI's taxonomy places the organism in Eukaryota, Apicomplexa, Aconoidasida, Haemosporida, Plasmodiidae. Gene Ontology annotation, molecular function: damaged DNA binding.
AUGGCGCAUAGCGAUGAUUCGCAAAACGAAAGGGAAGAAGCGAAUUACAACACCAUUUUGUAUGAACAGAACCUAAAGGACGAAAUAGACUACUACGCGGAAGAGUUACCCCACAUAAACUUUUAUUUGAAAUUCCAAAGAAAGAACUUUUUGCAGGAGUUCCUACAGGAGGUUCUGGUGUUGCCAAGUGGGAUCAGAUCGGAUGGGGAUCAGGCAGGGCAAAGGGAAGGCACAGCUAUUACCGUGGAUGAAAGCAAGGAGGUGGCCAUCCAGGUGGAGGAAAGGGAAGACACGACUAUCCUGAUAGGGGAAAGCAAAGACACUACUACCCCCGGGGAGGGAAGUGCCCGCGAUAAUGCAAUUCGGCGAGAUGUGGAAAUAGAGGAGGUUUUGAAUGACGGGGGUUUUUACGUGGAGGACGACUCCGGGGGGGAGGAACCCCCAUACGGAGAACCCCUUUUGGAGAAACCGCUCUUAGAGCAGCCAUAUUUUGUACCGACCCCAGAACAUCACUACGAAGAUGGCAACCUGAGGGAUAACCUACUGAGGCUAACAGAAGGAAGUGGCGUCUGCAGUGGCAAAAGCGAUCUAACCCACCUGAACGAAAGCGAUGAAACCAUAAAAUAUAUAAAUGAUAUUUUUCAAAAAAACAAGCAUAAAUUCCUGUUCAGCGUGGAGCGGCAAAUAGAAAAUAAAGAAGAGCUUAUUCUACAAGAAUAUUGCUUUUUAUGUAAUAAAAAAAAGAAAUUAAACAAACCCCUAUGUGCAGUAAACAUAUACAUAUGCUACGAUUGUAAAGUGCAGGAUAGUAACUUCAAGAUGAUAUCCCUAAGCAAGUUGGUAAGGAAAUAUUGCCUGAACAAUUAUGAUUUGUCCAAGUACGAAAAGCAGCUAGCUCUUUUAUGUACGAAGAACCCACGUGGAUACUCCAAACAAAUGAAGCUAUACUUUGUUUUUCAAAUAAAAGAAAUUGCUAUACGCAAGCAUGGAUCCAUGGAAAAAGUGAAAGAGAUGUAUACGUCGAAAAUGUUAAAGGCAUUUAGGAAUACACAACGAACUGUUCAGUCGUCGAAGAAACGGAAGAACCUACACAGGAUGAUCAAACCUCAGACCAUUUACAGCAAGAAGGUUAAAAAGGCGGAGGAGGAAAAAAUUAUUUGCGAUAACAGUGAACACGAGUUCGACUCCCCAACGUGUACCAACAUGGAGGAUUCCCUUUACGUGAAGAAGUGCAGGAAGUGCGCCUACCAGGUGGAGUACAUGCAGUUCUGA